CGCGCUAUUGUCCCGUUGCCGGCCAACACGAACCGGGUCCGUGUCCCAGAGGCUCUACCGCACACCAUGUCGCCGUUUCCCCCGCUUCCCGUUUGUGCUUUCGUGCUGGAUCCGAAAGCGCGUCUCCGCUGAAUGUCUGGGAACCGGCGACGCGCACCGACCGCCACGGUCUUGUCAAACUUAGCGGUGUUUUUGUUCCCUGGAGCCGCGAGGAGUAGCGGGAGCAGCGGGAACGGCGGGGCGGCCGGGAGGGACGGGCUCCUCCGCCUCACUCCACACUCGCUCCAAGAGACAUUUAAAUGGACGUUCAAUAUUUCAUUAGGCGUUUAAACUCCACAGUGAAGUUUGUGUUCGUGUCGUGUGACACGUUGGGAUCAAAGGAAAAUCUCCUGGUGGAACCCAAAAGAGGGCAACAAGUUGCUUUCACAUGCAAGUGACCGGUGAGCUGAGUACCUGUGAUGGAAAAAGAGGAGAACUUCUGGCACUUGUUUUGCUGACAGCUGGGAUUUUAAGCAGAGUGUACUCUUGACCCCGUUGCCCCAGUCUCCAAAGUGCCACAAUGGCAAGCCUGGGAUUCAACGAGAGCGGCCUGGAGGACUGUGGCAUUGAUGACUCGUUCAAGUACAACCUGUACGGUGUGGUAUACAGUGUGGUCUUUGUGUUGGGGCUGAUCACCAACUGCGCCUCCCUCUUCGUUUUCUGCUUCCGCAUGAAGCUGCGCAAUGAGACCACGCUUUUCAUGACCAACCUGGCCCUGUCAGACUUAGUCUUUGUGUUCACGCUGCCUUUCAAAAUCUUCUACAAUGUGAACCGACACUGGCCAUUUGGGGACUGGCUGUGCAAGGUGUCAGGCACUGCCUUCAUCACCAACAUCUACGGCAGCAUGCUCUUCCUUACGUGCAUCAGCGUGGACCGUUUCUUGGCCAUUGUCUACCCUUUCCGCUCACGCUCGGUGCGCACACGUCGCAAUGCGGCUUUGGUCUGCGCUGCAGUCUGGCUCCUGAUCCUAGGAGGGGGCAUCUCCGUCACUUUCUUCUCCACUAUCAACCGUGCCAAUUCUAGCACGACCUGCUUUGAGGGGUUCUCUAAGAAAACUUGGAAGACCUACCUCUCCAAGAUCACCAUCUUCAUUGAGGUGGUGGGGUUCCUCAUUCCGCUGCUACUCAACUUAACUUGCUCAUCGAUGGUGCUGCGGACACUGCGCAAGCCAGCCACGCUCUGCCAGAUUGGCACCAACAAGGAGAGAGUGUUGCGCAUGAUUGUGGUGCACGUUGCCAUCUUCGUGGUUUGCUUUGUGCCAUACAACUCCAUCCUCUUCUUGUACGCCAUGGUGCGCACACAGGCGCUAGCAAGCUGUGGCCUCGAGCGCUUUGCCCGUACGCUCUAUCCCAUCACUCUCUGCGUGGCCACGUUCAACUGCUGCUUUGAUCCAGUUGUCUACUAUUUCACCUCUGAGUCCUUCCAGAAGUCUCUGAGCACUGGCAAAGCCCAAGCCAAGCAGGACAGUGUGAUGCGCACUGAGGUCCCACUCUCCACCAAGGACACUAGUGACAUUGAGCCAACGGAGACUCACACCCCGGCGAGCAACGGCAAGGAGCUGGUAUCUGAGACUCACUUCUGAGUAUGGAGAGCUGCUGGUUGAGGAUCAAGGUGAAGCAGGAGAAGGGACCAUCUCCUCACAGUUACCUCCUCAUUGCCUCCAUUCUGUUGAUUUUGAAGAGAUCAGUGGUUUUUCUUCUAAGUGUCAUAGGCAUGUUGAGGAGAAGAACGCUGAAGUCCCGAUGCACUGAUUAUUGAGGACUAGGUUAUACAGGAAGGAAAUGGAAAUAAUCAGUAUUAUUGCAGUAAUACUGUAACUCCACUGUGUGCUUUUUGUGACCAGGUGUUGAGCCUGUCCAGUGCUUCUGUUUAAAUAGUUCACAGUUCUUGGAAAACGCAACACAAACAAGUGGCGUGACCUUGAUGAGAGGAAAGAGUAGUUUUACUUUAGACUUGGGCACUCCCUCAGAGAAGAAAAGGUCAGUUCAUGGCGAAGACACAGAUGGUCUGCACAGGGUACCUCAAAUGAUUCUUGUCUGAUGCUGUAAAAUGCUGUAAUGGUCCCAUUUUGUGAAUGAAUGGUUGUGAAGCCAUGUUUUUGUGAGGUCACCUUCCUGCUUCUGUGUCUUUCUGUGUGUUCCGGGUCCUGUCGCUGUUCCCGUUGGCCAUCUUCUCUACAGUGAGCGUUCUCUCGCUGAGCAGAGCGCCGAGGUGCCUCUUUGAACUUAGCAGAACACUGUAAGGGCCAUUGUUCACUUAUUGUAUAAAUCUGCAUUCCUACCAUCAAUACUGUAAACAGGGCACUGUGUGCCUGUGGUGGAGCAGGAUUUGUGUUUGAACAAUUCCUUCUUUUGAAAUUCACACAUCUAAAUAGUUUGUUUGCACAAUCUUAAUCUCCUUACUCCCUCUUAAUCUAACUUGCAUGUACACACAUACAAACACUUGGAGAAGUACACACAUACUGACAGUGGAUUGCAGUUGUUUUCACAGAAAGAUGCAAUUUCUGUGCUGCCUUCUAAUGACAUUUGGUAUGCUGUUAAUACGGAAAGAUACAGAUGAGCAGGAGUAUCUGUGCUGGAAUGAGUAGAGAUUUAUUGCAACGUGCAAAUUUAAAAGAGUUGGUAGUAAUGAACAAGUGUCUAUUGUUACCAGCAGAGCACUUUUAUACGUGGAAAUGUGUGAAUGUCUGCCUUAUAGGCUGUUGGAAGAGAGGUAAUUAAAAAACACCUUCCAUAAACACAAACAGUGGUGUCCAGUAGUUCAUGUUUGUCCAGUUUUCUAAGACCUCUGGCUCAGUGGAAACACAUGUUUAAGGGACAGGUUGGAACACAGUAUUAAUUUUAUUAAUUCAGCGGUUCAUGGUUUUGCAGUGUUCAAGGAUGGAAUUAAUGGGGAGUAAUGUGCAUGCUUUAAAAAAUGGUGCGGAAUUCAGAGUUCUGAACGUUUCCUCGGAGUGUGUGCACGUAUGUUUUGUGCUGUUGAGUCUUCUGCUGAGUUUGUGUUCAUAUUUUAUUGGACCGAAGAUGGAAUAAAUCGUUUUGCUUCACUGCAACUCUGGCUCGUCAAGCUUCAUUCACAAGCCGAUUCGCAAACACACGGUCUUAUGUGUUUACUUUCCGAUUAUUGAGCAGCUGGGCUGCCAGAAUGAGCUCUUUGAGGACCAGUACAAGCGUGUCCCGUCCUCGCCUGGAAGCAACCAUGGAUUGGUUGUAUAAGCUUGAUUGGAAUUUUGAAGUUCCUUACCCAGAAACUUGUUGAGGUGCUAUACUGGGCACUCCCAGAAACCACAGGAUGGUACUUCUCACAUUGGUGCCAGCUGAGACCUUGAUUUCAAGGAGCUGCCCUCUGUUGUGUGAUGCACCCUAACUGUAGAUACAUGUCUCCCACUAUUAGGAA
This is a messenger RNA of Scleropages formosus (Asian bonytongue), 3435 nucleotides long. It is a transcript of the gene lpar4, whose product is annotated as lysophosphatidic acid receptor 4. The transcript has 2 exons. Gene Ontology annotation, cellular component: plasma membrane. Gene Ontology annotation, molecular function: lysophosphatidic acid receptor activity. Bases 560 to 1621 code for a protein of 353 amino acids. Gene Ontology annotation, biological process: phospholipase C-activating G protein-coupled receptor signaling pathway; positive regulation of Rho protein signal transduction. Lineage: Eukaryota; Metazoa; Chordata; Actinopteri; Osteoglossiformes; Osteoglossidae. The record is from RefSeq and is a predicted model, not a curated record.